UUCGUUAAUUUAAUUUCUGGCAUUUCUUACAAGCAGAGGACAUUUAAAAACAAUGAUAAAAAAUCAUUAGUGCUGUAGUAUCUUUGCUAUUGUUACAUAUACCUACAAUAGCACAGUUCAAUUCAGAAAUGCUUAUUGGCAGUUGUUUCCCAGUGAAAUAUCCUUGUAUUUGUAGUUGUGCUUUAACUUCUGCUGAGAACGCUUUAUUAGACGGUAGUGAAUUAAUAAAUUUCGGAUUAUAAGUGAACCUUUCAAUUCAGUUAUUUGAAAGUAUAAUACCAAUGCAGUUCAAUGCAUUAGUGACAUUUGAACUUACAUAAAUUAUCAAAGAAAAGGAACUGAAAUUUAAUAUAAAAUACCGGACAUUAACUCAGGUAAUCCAAAAUGUCUUUGGACCUAAUGUAUGAAGAUAGAGCCCUACAACCUACCAGAUUAGCAGUAUCAAGAAAUCUUUUUGGAACUGGAAGAAACUUGAAUUGUGACAGAUAUAUACCUUGUCGUGCCAAUAAUAAUUGGGAGACAAACUUCGCAGUGAUACCUGAUAACAAUAAAGCUGCACCACCAUGUAAAAAAUCAAGAGAAAACGGUGAAAACGCCAGAGACCAUUCAGUGUAUAAUAUAUUAUUAAGAAAUGAAAUUCUUGGAGAACGUAUUCAUGAUAUAAAAACACAGUGUGAUGACAGAUUAGUAUUGAGCCCUACACGACCUAAAAAUCUAUUUCGAUAUGGUACUCCCAAAAGGAACGAAAACAAGUUACCCUGCAGCAGCCCGUAUUCCCUCUCGCCCCUCACCCCAUUCAGCCAGAAGUUGCUCAGGUCGCCUCAUAAGGCAACGCGGAAGAUAUCUAGGAUACCCUUCAAGGUUCUGGACGCGCCAGAGCUGCAGGACGACUUCUAUCUGAACCUGGUCGACUGGUCUGCUCAGAACGUCCUCAGCGUUGGCUUGGGCAGUAGCGUUUACUUGUGGUCCGCUUGCACCAGCCAAGUACGUACUGUAACGCGACUGUGCGAUUUAUCAGGUGACAGUAAUGCAGUGACUUCCGUGUCUUGGAGUGAGAGAGGGAACCUGGUGGCCGUAGGGACUCACCACGGUUACGUGACCAUAUGGGACGUGGUGGCCAACAAACAGAUCAACAAAUUGCAGGGGCACACGGCCAGGGUGGGCGCCCUGGCCUGGAACGGCGAUGUUCUCAGUUCGGGUAGCAGGGAUCGGUUGAUAUUGCAGAGGGAUAUAAGGACGAACCCUACCAUCCCAGAGAGAAAACUAGUUGGUCAUCGCCAGGAGGUGUGUGGAUUGAAGUGGUCGCCGGACAAUCAAUACCUAGCAUCUGGGGGCAAUGACAACAGAUUGCACGUUUGGAAUAUGCAGUCGCUAACGCCAGUACAGACUUACACUGAUCAUUUAGCAGCAGUUAAAGCUAUAGCCUGGUCUCCUCACCACCACGGCCUGUUGGCCAGUGGCGGUGGAACUGCUGAUAGGUGCAUCCGUUUUUGGAAUACGCUGACUGGACAGCCGAUGCAAUGUGUUGAUACUGGAUCACAGGUGUGCAAUUUGGCCUGGUCGAAACACAGUUCAGAGUUGGUGUCUACGCACGGUUACUCCCAGAACCAAAUACUAGUGUGGAAGUAUCCAAGUUUAGUGCAAGUGGCCAAAUUGACGGGACAUUCUUAUAGGGUUUUAUAUCUGGCUUUGUCGCCAGAUGGCGAAGCAAUAGUGACAGGGGCAGGAGAUGAGACAUUGCGAUUUUGGAAUGUGUUCAGUAAAGCGAGGUCUCAAAAAGAGACUCGUUCGGUUCUCAGUUUGUACUCUGGGAUACGUUAGGGUUAUAUCAAUUAGCAAUAUUUAGCAAAGCGAGAAAUAAUUUCAUUUACACAAUUAUUUAUUUUGAAGUCAAUUAUAUUAGAUUUAUUAGGGAAAAUUUCAUUACAUUGUAAGAUAGAGAAAUUAUUUUACAGGUAAUUCACAAUCAUCUACAUACAUAUAAAAUAUAUUUAUUAUUUUGAUAUAUUUUCAAUAAAUGAGAAUCUUAUACUGUUAA
Harmonia axyridis is the source of this 2038-nucleotide messenger RNA. It is a transcript of the gene fzr, whose product is annotated as fizzy-related protein homolog. Gene Ontology annotation, biological process: positive regulation of anaphase-promoting complex-dependent catabolic process; positive regulation of ubiquitin protein ligase activity; anaphase-promoting complex-dependent catabolic process. The record is from RefSeq and is a predicted model, not a curated record. The transcript has 5 exons. Gene Ontology annotation, cellular component: anaphase-promoting complex. Bases 385 to 1821 code for a protein of 478 amino acids. Lineage: Eukaryota; Metazoa; Arthropoda; Insecta; Coleoptera; Coccinellidae. Gene Ontology annotation, molecular function: protein binding; anaphase-promoting complex binding; ubiquitin ligase activator activity.